This is a messenger RNA of Rhinichthys klamathensis goyatoka, 959 nucleotides long. Its product is annotated as scavenger receptor cysteine-rich domain-containing group B protein-like. The coding region runs from base 182 to 922 and encodes 246 amino acids. Gene Ontology annotation, cellular component: membrane. NCBI's taxonomy places the organism in Eukaryota, Metazoa, Chordata, Actinopteri, Cypriniformes, Leuciscidae. The record is from RefSeq and is a predicted model, not a curated record. The transcript is spliced from 5 exons.
UUGGGGACAAAGCGCAUGCCUAGACGACUUGUAUGCUGGAGUCAUCUGUCAGCUAAGAACUAGGCUGGUGAGUGGCUUCAACUCCUGUUCUGGACGAGUGGAGGUUCUUUAUAAUGGAAUAUGGGGAACAGUGUGUGAUGAUUACUGGGAUCUGUCAGAUGCUGCAGUGGUGUGUAGAGAGAUGGGCUGUGGGGAUGCUGUAGAGGCAAAGAAGAAAGCUUAUUUUGGAGAAGGUUUAGGAGAAAUAUGGAUGGAUGAUGUAAACUGCUCUAAAACUGAUCAUGCAUUGAGCAAAUGUGAUUUUCAGCAGUGGGGAGUGCAUGACUGUGAUCAUUCAGAAGAUGCUGGAGUCAUCUGUCAGUCCCUAAUGAGGUUGGUUAACGGCAUUGACACUUGUUCCGGAAAAGUGGAGGUGUUCCAUAAUGGAAUAUGGGGAACAGUGUGUGAUGAUGGCUGGGAUCUGUCAGAUGCUGCAGUGGUGUGUAGAGAGAUGGGCUGUGGGGACAUUAAAGAAUUAACCUAUGGUUCUUUUUUUGGAGCCACAUCAGGACAAAUAUGGAUGGACAAUGUAAACUGUACUGGGGAAGAGGUAGCACUGAGCACCUGUGCAUUUCAGGGAUGGGGAACACAUGACUGCGGAUUUUCAGAGCACGCUGGAGUCAUCUGCAGUCCGUUCACUAUCACAUAUGGAGACCCUGGCCAGGACUCACACUCGCGUAUGAAAGUGCUGUUGAGGAUUGAGGUGAAAACUGACUCCAAAUUCAACCCAAAUGAUCCUGGAACCAUGAGUAAACUCUUGGAGGAGAUGGGGAAGAAGUUACAAAUAAGCGGACCUUUCUCACUGACUUUGAAAACUCAGCCAGAUGGAAAAGUGUUCCAGAACGUCUCCCAGAAAAAGAAAGUUCCAAGAGCAUGUAACUGACAUUCUGGAUAAUAUUUUUAAUUAAAUUGCAAUUGUU